AUGGAGCAGAAGAACAUUUCAGAAGUAUCAGGAUUUCUUCUUCUAGGACUAUCUCAAGUCAAAGAAGUUCAAUUUGCUCUUUUCUUGGUGUUUAUACUCUUCUAUUUGUUGAUCUUGCCUGGGAAUAUCCUCAUCAUUGUUACCAUCUGGAUGGACCACCACUUGGCUUUCCCAAUGUACUUUUUCCUAGCCAAUCUAGCCUUCCUUGACAUUUGCUACUGCUCUGUCACCCCACCCAAGAUGCUAGCAGAUUUCCUAAGUGAGCACAAGACUAUUUCCUAUGGAGGAUGCAUGUGCCAGCUCUUUUUCCUGCAUUUCUUGGGAGCAGCUGAAAUAUUCCUACUGAUGGCCAUGGCCUAUGACAGGUAUGUUGCCAUAUGUAGACCACUUCAGUACCUAUAUCUUGUGAGCAGAGGUGUGUGUUGCACCUGGGUGGGGGUUUCAUGGCUUGGGGGAUUUGUUCAUGCAAUUAUCCUGGUCCUUUUGACCCAUCAGCUCCCCUUUUGUGGCCCCAAUAUCCUGGACAAUUUCUUUUGUGAUAUCAAUCAGGUCAUCAAACUGGCCUGCACUGAUACAUACAUGGUAGAGAUCCUAACUUUCAUCAACAAUGGUCUUGUUAUAUUGACCUCCUUCACACUUUUACUGAUCUCAUAUGCAAUACUUAUGCUCAAACUAAGACCUAGUACUACCCAAGGCAAAGUUUCAUCCACCUGUGUCACCCACAUUAUUGUUAUCUUUGUGAUGUGUGCUCCAGCCAUCUACCUCUACAUAUACCCUUUGGAGCCCUUACCCAUGGACAAGAUGGUGGCUGUCUUCCAUACUGUGAUCUUCCCCUUGCUCAAUCCUAUGAUCUACACAAUGAGGAACAAAGUAAUCAAGAGCUCCAUGAAGAAAUUAAUCAAAAGGAAGAAAGAAAGAAAGAAA
Messenger RNA from Varanus komodoensis (Komodo dragon), 924 nucleotides. RefSeq names its product olfactory receptor 4M1-like. Gene Ontology annotation, biological process: G protein-coupled receptor signaling pathway. The transcript is spliced from 2 exons. Gene Ontology annotation, molecular function: olfactory receptor activity; G protein-coupled receptor activity. Gene Ontology annotation, cellular component: membrane. The annotation marks the transcript as partial. NCBI's taxonomy places the organism in Eukaryota, Metazoa, Chordata, Lepidosauria, Squamata, Varanidae. The record is from RefSeq and is a predicted model, not a curated record.